Saxophila tyrrhenica is the source of this 414-nucleotide messenger RNA. RefSeq lists its product as uncharacterized. Gene Ontology annotation, molecular function: carbon-sulfur lyase activity. NCBI's taxonomy places the organism in Eukaryota, Fungi, Ascomycota, Dothideomycetes, Mycosphaerellales, Extremaceae. The transcript has 2 exons. Bases 1 to 414 code for a protein of 137 amino acids. The record is from RefSeq and is a predicted model, not a curated record.
AUGGACGUCAAAUGCCAAUGCGGCGCCAUCUCAUUCAAAACACCUACUCCGGAGCCCAUCAAACUCUUCCACUGCCACUGCCUCGAAUGCCGCAAACAAUCGGGCUCAGCUUUCGGCACCUCAGCAAUCUUCACAGCCGAAGGCCUAAUCCCCCUCCCAGAAGACCUGGAGUCCAAGAUGUCCGUCUGGACACGACCAACGGACGCAGGGGGUAUGAUGGACUGCUACUUCUGCAAGCGCUGCGGGAACCGCAUCCUGCAUCGCGCGAGGGACGAGAGUGGCAGUGAGCGCGGGACGGUGAGUAUUAAGGCGGGCGUGGUGGAGGGGUUGAAGUGGGAGGGGGCGGGGCAUAUUUAUACGCGGAGUGCGGUGGUGGACGUGCCUGAGGGGGGAUGCGAGGGGGCGCCUGAGUGA